Salvia hispanica is the source of this 3399-nucleotide messenger RNA. NCBI's taxonomy places the organism in Eukaryota, Viridiplantae, Streptophyta, Magnoliopsida, Lamiales, Lamiaceae. The record is from RefSeq and is a predicted model, not a curated record.
AUGGUAAAAGAUAAUAGAAUUUCAGUUCUGGCAAUCAUCGAGCCUUUAAUCAAGCCGAGACCUGAUAUUUUCAGCAAGGUCUUUGGUUUAAGAUUCAAGGGAUCGAAUUGUAAUGGCCAGAUAUGGGUCUUUGUUGCUGAGGGCUUUGAGGUGGAUAAUUGGGAUGACACGGAGCAGAUUUUUCAUGGCAGAUUUCUUACUCCUGCUCUUCCUGCUCCUAUAUACAUCUCAGUGGCAUAUGGGAAAUAUUCUAAAGAGGGAAGAGAGGGAAUGUGGACUAAACUUCGGGAACUUGCGGCGGAGUUAGAUGGCCUUCCUUGGUUGGUGGGUGGUGACUUCAAUAUCUUUGUAUCUGAGGAGGAAAGGCAGGGAAGUGUGAGGUUGCAGAGAAGGAAAGUAAGAGAAAUGGUAGAUUUUGCAGAGGCAAUUAGUGAUUGUCAGCUUCUUGAUUUGGGGGCGGAUGGCCCUAAAUUUACAUGGGCAAGGGGGGACACUUUUGAAAGGCUUAAAAAAGCCGAACAAGAGGCUAAGGAAGCACUUGAAAGAUAUGAGCAGAACCCGACUCCUGAGUUCCGAUCUGAAAUAAACAAAUCUGCUGCAGAAUACAUUUUAAGAUUAAAGAUGGAAGAUGACUAUUGGCGGCAGAAGGUGACAUUGAAAUGGGUUGCAGAGGGAGACAGGAAUUCAAAAUUUUUUCAAGGUUCUCUGGGAGAACCAGAUUUGGGGAUUCUCUCCACUCUCCCCUCUCAUGUUAAUAUGGAAUUGUUGGAGAAGGCUCCUUCGACAGAAGAGAUAAGGAAGGUUGUUUUCAGCAUCAAUGCAGAGAGUGCAGCAGGUCCAGAUGGGUAUUCGGGCCUUUUCUUCCAAGCGUGUUGGGAGAUCAUAGGAGCUGAUGUGGUGGCGGCAGUAUUGGACUUUUUUGCGGGCUCUCAAAUUCCAAGAGGUAUUGCAGCUACCUUAAUUGUUUUGAUUCCAAAGAAGGAAAAUCCCUCAAAAUGGGCUGAGUUUAGGCCAAUUAGCUUGUGUAACGUUAUGAAUAAGAUUAUAUCUAAGCUAUUGGCCUCAAGGUUGGCGCCUCUUUUACCCCUGAUCAUAGCUCCUAAUCAAAGUGGCUUUAUUAAAGGGCGGCUGCUUAGUGAUAAUGUGUUACUGGCUAAAGAAUUGUUCCAUGAAAUUUGGAAAGGUGUGACUUCUCCUAAUAUGGUUCUAAAGCUGGACAUGGAGAAAGCUUAUGACCGAGUCCAGUGGCCGUUCUUGCUCAAAAUUUUAAAGAAAAUGGGCUUCUCUGACAGAUGGGUAAAAUUCAUUGAAAAUUGCAUUUCUCCAUGUUGGUUCUCGAUCCUUAUUAAUGGGAGUGGGGCUGGUUUCUUUAAAUCAUCACGAGGACUUAGACAAGAGGAUCCAAUAUCUCCCUCUCUUUUUGCCUUGGCUGCUGACUAUUUGUCGAGGUUGCUUGAUCGCCUCAUUCUGGGACGUAAGGAGAUGAUGUACUGCACGGCAAGAUAUACUAUGGGGAUAUCUCACUUGGCUUAUGCAGAUGAUAUUAUUAUCUUCUCGCAGGCUCAAAGAUCGGCUAUUUUAGAAGUGAAAGAUUGUUUAAAUCACUACAUGCAAGUCUCGGGACAGAAGGUCAAUGUGGAGAAGAGCUGCUUCUAUCUUGAUAAGAAGCAUCUCGAUUGGGCAGAAGAAGUGAAAGAGGUGAGUGGCUUUCAACAAGGAUGUUUCCCUUUUCUAUACCUUGGUGUUCCGAUCUUUAAGGGACCAAAGAAGACAAGUUUGUUCAUGUUUAUUAGAGAAAGAAUAUCUGCGAGAAUUCACAGCUGGGGCCACAGACACUUAUCGUUUGGGGGGAGGCUGACUUUAAUAAGGAGCGUUCUUGGAGCCCUCCCAAUUCAUAUUUUCCAGGUGUUGGAUCCUACAAAGGGGGCCUUGAAGCUGAUAGAGCAAGUAAUGGGCAGAUUCUUGUGGGGGUCGUGUUAUUCCUCAAACAAGACUCAUUGGAUUAAGUGGCAGAGAGUGUGCCUUCCCACUUCUGAGGGGGUCUUGGGUAUCCGUAGCUUAGCAGAUUCAGUGGAGGCCUUUAGCAUCAAGAUGUGGUGGCGGUUGAGAGAGCUAGAUUCCCUUUGGGCUCAAUGUAUGUAUCAGAAAUAUUGCUCAUAUUCGUUUCCUUUGGUGUUGUACAUAUCAAAUAGGUUCAGCCCUACAUGGAGAAGGCUUUUCAAGGUGGGAGAUAUUUGUCGGGAACAGGUCCGCUGGGUGUUAGGGAAUGGCAACAUCAGUGUUUGGUAUGAUUCAUGGGUUCUAAACUCGCCCCUUGCAAGCCUAUGCAGUUUUACGCCUUCUUGUCCUUCUCUGAAAGUUAGUGAGCUAUGGUGGGAGGACCAGUGGGAUGAAAUGAGGGUGAGGUUGUUGGUGGAGGAAGAGGGUUUUUCGGAGGAGAUUGCUGAGAAAAUUCUUCAAAUCCCCUUUGAUAGGGGAGCUAGAGACCGGGGCCGUUGGAAGCGAUCUAGUAAUGGGGAUUUCUCAACAGCCUCGGCUUGGGAUUUGGUAAGGAAAAGAGCGGGGAAGAGACUGAUUUAUGAAAUGAUUUGGGGCAGAAGCAUUGGAUUAUCUAUUUCGAUGUUUCUAUGGCGACUCAUAGCCAACCGUGUUCCGGUGGAUACAAAGAUGCAAUGGAGGGGAAUUUCUCUAGCCUCAAAAUGUAGAUGUUGUGCUAAGCCUCAGGUGGAAUCUCGAUUACAUUUGUUUGUGAAUGGGGAGGCAGCUAGAAGAGUGUGGCAUCACUUUUCAAGGUGGUUUCCCCAGGUACCGCCUUUUGUGGAGGUAGGAGAUAACAUAGAAUUAAGGUUUAGAUGGUGGCAACGCCAUCUGGGACAUCGAUCUGGGCAACACCUUUGUACCAUUAUACCGUGUUUGGUUUUUUGGUUCAUUUGGUUGGAAAGAAAUGAAAACGUGCAUAGGGAAAAGCUUUUCGAAGUUGCGAAUGUGGUUAAGAAGAUUAAUGCCCAGCUAAGGAAUCUGGUUUUGGCUAAGAUACUAGGCCCUGUUCAUUGGAAGAAUUGUAGCCCGCAACUGGAUGUGAUGGGUGGUGAAGCUUGUGGGGUGCGUAGGAGGGCAGUUGGGAGGGUUCAGUGUAGACCACCGGAUGAGGGGUGGCUCAAACUCAACGUGGAUGGAGCCUUCUCUCAGUCGCUUCAAAGGGCUGGUGGAAGGGGUGUUUUGAGAAAUUUUAAGGGUGAUAUCAUUGCUGCUUUUUCUGCAGGUACUGAGGGGAACUCAGGGGUGGAGGCGGAGGCUGCGGCCUUACUCCUUGGAGUGUUGCUGGUCAAGCAGCACGGUAGCAGGAUCUGGAUCGAAUCUGAUGCGAAUUUGAUGGUGAGAUGGUUGGCUUCUGGAUAG